Arxiozyma heterogenica is the source of this 720-nucleotide messenger RNA. It is a transcript of the gene CAB5, whose product is annotated as putative dephospho-CoA kinase. The record is from RefSeq and is a predicted model, not a curated record. Gene Ontology annotation, molecular function: dephospho-CoA kinase activity; ATP binding. Gene Ontology annotation, biological process: coenzyme A biosynthetic process. Bases 1 to 720 code for a protein of 239 amino acids. The transcript has a single exon. Lineage: Eukaryota; Fungi; Ascomycota; Saccharomycetes; Saccharomycetales; Saccharomycetaceae.
AUGUUGAUUGUAGGGUUAACAGGUGGUAUUGCAGCCGGUAAGAGUACUGUAUCACGUCGACUUAAAGAAAAACAUAGGUUACCUAUAAUAGAUGCAGAUCAAAUUGCACGGGAGAUAGUAGAACCUAGUCAGUAUACUUAUAAGAAGAUAAUAUCUUAUUUCAAAGAUAAGAUUCCUGAUCUCUUGCUAUCUAAUGGAAGAUUGAACAGAUCUGCACUAGGUAAAUGGGUCUUUUCGCAUCCUGAUGAUUUACAAAAAUUGAAUGGGAUCACUCAUCCUACAAUAAGAUACACAAUAUUUCAGCAAGUUAUUGGAUAUUAUAUAAAGGGUUACAGUCUAUGUGUGUUAGAUGUACCAUUAUUAUUUGAGAGUGGAUUGGAUCAAUUCUGUGGUGUUACGAUUAGUGUGGUAUGUGAUGAAGAAUUGCAAUUAGAAAGAUUACAGAUAAGAAAUCCCGAAUUGUCCAUUGAUGACGCAAGGAAUAGAAUAAAAUCUCAAAUGUCUAUGGAUUUAAGGAAAGCGAAAUCAGAUUACAUAAUUUAUAAUGAUGAAACUUUAGAAAGUUUGAAUAGACAAGUCGAUUUAUUAGUGGAGAACAUUAAACCUGGUGUCAUUAGAACACUUUUGGAAUACUUUCCACCAUUUGGGUGCCUAAGCGCUAGCACAAUAUAUGUGUCGAAAAAAUUGUCAUCACGCUGGAGGCAACUCAAACAAGAUUAG